This is a messenger RNA of Spodoptera litura, 1037 nucleotides long. RefSeq lists its product as uncharacterized. NCBI's taxonomy places the organism in Eukaryota, Metazoa, Arthropoda, Insecta, Lepidoptera, Noctuidae. The record is from RefSeq and is a predicted model, not a curated record.
GCGCCGGCCGCGGUGAGGCACACCGCACCAACACAAUGUGACCGCUCGCUUAGUGCCAUGCUCGUCAUCAGACUGGACACAAGCGUUUGUGAGAAAAUCCAGUUCAGUGAUACGAAUUUUCAUCGCCAUAUUUAUCAACACGCCUUAUAUAGACACACCAGACAUGUCUAAGCUGACCGUGACGAAUUUCACGAAGCGAACUGGAAGCCCGUUCCAGAAAGCCAAAGAGACUCAGGAGGAUAUCAAAAUAGUGCACGAGGAAGUCAUCGAGAAGACUACUUUUGAAAAACAGAAAGAGAAGCAGAAUGAAUUAAUACAGAAAGUGACGAAGAAGACAGCGGAGUACCAGUCAAACAAACCAAGUUCUGGCGUGUUUACCGAAGUGGUUUCCCAUGGUGCCUUCACUUCAAAGAACAGGAAUACAAACACUACGGCUAAUGCUACACCGAUAGCUAAAAGUCCAACUCCACCGAAGUCAAACGGAUCAAAUGGCUCCAAAUCCUUGCUUGGGUUUCCAUCAUCAGCUAACGACUUAGCUCUAGACGCAAAAACGGAUCUAGAAUCAGACCCAAACAUAUCAAAAGCGGUGAAGGACAAAGUAAUAGAGAAACUAUUUGCCCUCGUCUCGAUGGUACAACACACGUACGAGUCUAAAGUGAGAAUAAUGACAGAAUUCGAGAAGUACAAGGAUACACACACGAAGAAUGAAAUAAGAAGAGAGAAGGAACAUUCAGAACAAUUGUACAAGCUUAACAUGAAUUUCCAAAACGAAGUCGUUCAAGCGAUACAGAGAUUGAAGAGUGAAUUGGAUAUAACAAGAAAUGUGAGUGAAAACAUUGAAGAUAGGUCUAGGAGUGGUGAUUUGAAAGAUACUUCAGAUUUUAAUGUCUCUGGGGUCCAAGAGCUUGAUUUAAAUGAGCAAGGUGAGGAUACAGUGGACCUGACAUUGGAAUCGAGUAACGAUCGAGUUGAAAGUGAGAAUAACGACAGUGAUGCACUUAAGAAUGAAUAAUCUAAGAAUGUAUGUACGUACAAGA